Parastagonospora nodorum SN15 is the source of this 1752-nucleotide messenger RNA. RefSeq lists its product as hypothetical. Gene Ontology annotation, molecular function: transmembrane transporter activity. Lineage: Eukaryota; Fungi; Ascomycota; Dothideomycetes; Pleosporales; Phaeosphaeriaceae. The record is from RefSeq and is a predicted model, not a curated record. Gene Ontology annotation, cellular component: membrane. The coding region runs from base 1 to 1752 and encodes 583 amino acids. The transcript is spliced from 4 exons. Gene Ontology annotation, biological process: transmembrane transport.
AUGGCAGUGCCCAAAAUCAUACGUGGUGGCCGUUCGUCCGUCGAGAAGCCGGAGACUGAUCGUAUCGAACAACUUUACGAUACAUCCAGCCAGACCAAGCAACCGCUACAGAACGAGGAUGGAGAAACAGUCACCAUCACCUUGAAGACCUGGUUUGUCAUCUUCAUCCUAUCUUCGACAUUUGGCCUCUCCUUCUGGCCAGUCCCUACGACAGCAGCUAUGAUGGCGAAGCUAGCAAUACAAUUCGGAUUGCCUACCGCAAGUGCGUGGUUCGUACCAGCAUACACGACAGCCAAUGCCAUCGGCUUCUUGCUGGCUGGGGCAAAUUCGGAUCUAUUUGGACGCCGAUUGUUUCUGUUGUUCGGCAAUGCAUGCUGCUGCGUUGGUUUCAUCAUCACCGCGACAGCAAAGGGUGCAGAUCAUUUCACUGCUGGUCUGGCGAUUACUGGAUUUGGAGCAGGCUUCGCACAAAUGGCUAUGUGCAGUAUCCCUGAGCUUCUACCCAACAAGUUCCGACAUAUCGGAAUUUGUCUCUCGGAUGGCUUUGUGUUCCUUAUCGUGAUCAUCGGUCCCAUUGUUGGUAGGUACGCCAUCGAUGUAGGUGCCUGGAGGUAUGUGUACUGGGCCGGUUUCAUCGCUCAAUUGUUUUCCCUUGCCGGUAUUUUUGCCUUCUACAAGCCGCCCAAGCACCCCAAAGGUGUUCCAUGGCACGAAGCAUACAAGGGAUUGGACUAUGUCGGCACAGCACUCAUCGUUCCUGGCAUAGUCCUCGCACUAGUUGGAAUCAUCAGUACGACAUACAAGCCAAGCUCAGACGUUACUGUGAUCGCCCCCAUGGUCGUCGGAUUCGUCCUCAUCGCUGCAUUUGGCGUGUGGGAAACCCUGUCCAACACUCGGUUCAAGCUUUGCCCGCCACAUCUCUUUCGAAGCCACAAGGGAAGAGAAUUCACUGCGCCAUUCAUCGUUGCAUUUAUUGUAACGAUGUUUUAUUACAGCGUUAACAUCAUCUGGCCUACUAUGGUCAAUGUAUUUUACAUUGGUCCUGGUGUAUCGCGUAGCACAGAGCUACUGCUAACUCUACCUCCGAACGUCGGUCUCGUCUUCGGAUCACUCUGUUUGAUGGCGUUUGGAAACGCGAUUGGUCACUGGAAGUGGAAUCUGGCCGGAACUUGGUUUGGCAUGGUCCUAUUCGGAGCACUGAUGGGCCUUGUUACUCCUUUCAACCAGCCCAUGAUGAUCGCUUUUUGUUGCAUCAAUGCGAGCUUCUUCGGGUGGGCACAAUAUGAGUCGAUUGCCUUCACACAACUUGGCGUGCCUCAAACGGAUCUUGGCUUCAGCGGAGGUCUGGCAGGAAUGGCGCGAUACGCAGGAGGUUCGCUUGCUCAAGCUAUCUAUACCACCAUCCUGGCAAACACUCAGUCAGCUCGUGCUGCGAUAACCGUUCCAGCUGCAGCCAUUGCUGCGGGAAUGUCUCCAGAGAACGCCCAGUCUCUGCUGGCAGCAUUUCCUCUUGGUUCAGCAGCCAUCGCUCAGGUACCAGGAACAACACCAGAAGCAGUCGGCGCUGCCUCUCUCGCGUUCCAAUGGAGCUAUGCACAUGGACUCAAGAUUGUUGCACUCAGCUCAUUGAGCUUUGGUAUCAUUGGGCUGCUCUGCAUCUUGUACUGUGAAGACAUAACACCCAAGAUGACGAAUAAGGUCGAGAUCUUCCUAGAGAAUGAUAUCUAUGCAGAGAAGAACGAGUUUCAUUGA